Messenger RNA from Cercospora beticola, 2450 nucleotides. It is a transcript of the gene YKU80, whose product is annotated as ATP-dependent DNA helicase YKU80. Gene Ontology annotation, cellular component: Ku70:Ku80 complex; nucleus. Gene Ontology annotation, molecular function: telomeric repeat DNA binding; damaged DNA binding; double-stranded DNA binding. Gene Ontology annotation, biological process: double-strand break repair via nonhomologous end joining; DNA recombination; telomere maintenance. The record is from RefSeq and is a predicted model, not a curated record. NCBI's taxonomy places the organism in Eukaryota, Fungi, Ascomycota, Dothideomycetes, Mycosphaerellales, Mycosphaerellaceae.
UGAUGUGAUCCAGUUUCGCGACAGCUCAGCUCUGCUGAUACGACAAAGAUGGCGUCUAAGGAGGCGACUGUCUAUAUCAUCGAUGUCGGCAAAUCCAUGGGCGAGACCAGCCAUGGCCGCACGCAAUCGAACCUUGACUGGGCUCUGGAGUACUUUUGGGACAAGAUCACAGCAACGAUCGCAACUGGCCGUAAAACUGCCAUGGCCGGCGUGGUCGGCCUCCGGACCGAAGAGAGUGAGAACGAUCUCGCCGAUGAUGAGAAUUACCAGAAUGUCAGCGUGCUUCAUGGCAUCAGCCAGCUAUUGAUGCCUGACGUUCGACGGUUGCGAGACAAAUUGAAAGUGAGCAAUACCAAAAAUGGUGAUGCCAUCGAUGCUUUGGUUGUUGCUGUUCAAAUGAUCAACGAAACAUGUAAAAAACUGCAAUACAUUCGGAAGAUUGUACUUAUCACCGACGGCCGCGGUCAGAUGGAAGUCGACAUGUUGCCUGAGAUCAAAAAGAAGAUUGUGGAAGACAAAAUCGAUUUGAUUGUGCUGGGAGUCGAUUUCGAUGACCCUGAGUAUGGCUACAAAGAAGAAGAGAAGUCCUCUACCAAAGAGGAAAACGAAACUAUAUUGCGAACAUUCUGUGAAGACUGUGAUGGCACCUUCGGCACCAUGUUGCAGGCCAUUGACGAACUUCAAAUGCCAAGAGUCAAAUCGACCAGACCAGUGGCCGGUUAUCGAGGUGUCUUGACGUUGGGAAACCCAGAGCUGUACGAGGAUGCCUUUACCAUCAACGUGGAACGAUAUCCGAAGAUCAUGAAAGCAAGUGUACCAAGUUCGAGCGCUUUUGUCGUGCGACAAGGCUCGAGCCAAAGUUUUGCGACCUCACAGAACACCGACGAAAGCGUUGCAGAGAACGAUCUCUCCGCAGUACGAAUGGCUCGCACAUACCAGGUCCAAGAAGACAGUGCUCCUGGCGGCAAGAAGGAUGUCGAGCGAGACGAGCUCGCCCGUGGAUACGAAUAUGGGCGCACGGCAGUGCAUAUUUCAGAGAGCGAUCGCAACGUAACUACUUUCGAAACACUACCUGGUUUGGACGUUAUUGGCUUCGUCCAUAAGGACCAAUAUCAGCGAUAUCUCGAUCUGUCACGCGCCAACAUGAUCGUCUCGAAGAAAGCUGACGAGAAAGCUUCCAUGGCACUAUCCUCUCUCAUUCAUGCAUUAUACGAACUGGACUCCUAUGCUGUCGCUCGAUUUGUUGCGAAGGAGAACAAGGAACCGCGGAUCCUCUUGCUGACACCUAACAUCGAGCCUGACUUCGAGUGCCUGUACGAUGUAGAACUGCCUUUCGCAGAAGACGUCCGUAACUACAAAUUCCCUCCACUCGAUCGAGUGGUGACAGUGUCCGGAAGAUCGCUGAAGGUGCAUCGCAACCUGCCGAACGACGAUCUCAUGGACGCUAUGAGCGAAUACGUGGACAAAAUGGAUCUGUCUGCAUCCGCAACGAAUGAAGACGGAGAAACUGUCGAGUAUGGAGCACCCGACGACACAUACACACCAAAGCUGCAUCGUUUGCAGCAUGUUAUUCACCACAGAGCCAUCUUUCCCGAGGCCGACCCUCCCGAUGCACGUCCUGUCAUUCUCAAGUACUCCCAACCUCCCGAAGACCUCAUCAAAAAGGCGACGCCUGCCCUUGAGCGAGUGAUCAAGGCCGGAGAGGUGAAGAAAGUACCGCCCAAAGCUCGUGGCAAGCGAUGGAGUCGAAAGGAGACGUCAAAACCACUCUCAGAUCUCGACGUCGCUGCUCUGCUAGCGCAAGACCCCAGGAGGAAAAGCAAGCGCAUCGAUCCAAAGAAUGCCAUCCCGGAGUUCAUACAAAUGGUGGAGUCAGCCGAUGGCCUCCCGCAGUUCGAAGAGGCUUGUACGCAGCUCAAAUUCAUCAUCUACGACUGGAUCAAGCAUUCCGUCGGCAACAUGGCUUAUGGUCGUGCGCUCGAGGGCAUUGGAGCCAUGAGAAAGGCAUGCGAGGAUAUGGAGCACCCGGGCCCCUUCCACAGCUUUCUCGUGGAGCUCAAGCAGAAGGCAUUGGGUGGAGAAUUGGGUGGGGAUAGGAAAGCGAUGUGGUUCAAGGUUCGACAGGCCAAAAUGCGGCCGCUUUUGAAGAGCGAGUGUCAAGGCAGUGAUUACACUGAGGAAAUGGCGAAGAAGCUCAUGUUACCUCAAUUAAGCGACUGAGUUGUGGCUAGAGUGCUGAGGAGUGGUUUUCGAGGGUAUGUGCUUUCGCAGAUUGCGAUGGCCACCGAUGAGCGUAUGAAGUUGCUAGGAAAGCGUGGUGGCUACAGAAAAGCUGGUGUAAUGAGAAUCACGAACAGAGUUCCUGCCAGCUCAUUCCACGCUCAACGCUCGCAUCCAAGAACGGCGCGGGAUUACAUUAGCAGUCAUGAACUCCACAGAGGGAAGUGGUU